Puccinia triticina is the source of this 1785-nucleotide messenger RNA. RefSeq lists its product as uncharacterized. The transcript has 4 exons. The record is from RefSeq and is a predicted model, not a curated record. The coding region runs from base 1 to 1785 and encodes 594 amino acids. Lineage: Eukaryota; Fungi; Basidiomycota; Pucciniomycetes; Pucciniales; Pucciniaceae.
AUGGACAUCGACAACGAACCCUCAGAACUGGGCGAGGAUGUCUGUCUGGAAUACACCGACUUCGGCCAGGACCUCGGCUUCCCCGUCACCUGGUCCGAGUCUGAAUAUGACGAAGACCAUCAGGCCGAAGAACCAGCAAACGAGUUUGCCGAGUUCUUACUCAUGGAUCCCAGCGAAGGCGAGCACCACUCGUUCGGCUUCGAGCAGCUCGAGCGUCUGCGGGCGUCGGCGAAGUACGGCCAGAUGAUCGCAGGCAUGGACGCCAGCCAGGACGGAAGCACGGACGACGAGCACGACGACGACAGCCACUUCGGGUACAUGAUCAUCGAAGAACUCGGGCCAGAUGAGGAUGAGGAGGAGGAGGAGGAAGAAGACGCCCAGUCGAUGAGCGCCGACGACGGCGCAACGACCGACUCCCUCGACGAGGACGAUCACUCCGGCCUCGUCCGCUUCGGCAUCGAGGCCGAGGACGGAAACCAGGCCUACUCGGACGACAACGACGACAACGACCAGCAGCAGCACCCCGAUGAGGAAGACGACGCCAGCUUCUUCGAUCUCCCAGCCACAUCAUCCACCAUCGGAUCAAUCCUCACCAACUUGGAUCUAUCAGUCCUCAGUACGCCCGGCUCGACGAACCCUGGAGAGGGUGGCAACCAGUCCGGCUCCCGGGAGAUCAAGCUUCCGAUCAUGGGCACGUUUUCGGUGGACCGAUCGGACGGGACGAAUGCGGGGCGGACGAUCAUCGACGAGGAGAAGUCGCUGCCCUUGUCGCCGUUCACGGGCGGGAAGGUGGUGCGCUACAACCAGUUCCGCAAGCUCCGCCAACAGCUCUGUAGCAGGGGGGAGAGCGAGCGGUCGUCGUCGGUGGCCGGGACGCCCAAGCCGACAGACCCGUCCCAGGACUCGGGCCCUCCCGGCCCCUCGACCAACAAUAUGGACAUCGAAAAGCCCGAGCCGGAGUUCGACAUCACGGCGUUUAUCCGGGGGAUCUCGUCGAUCGACGAGGGCUGUUCGGACGGCGAGCCGAAGACCGGCGGCGGGUACAACCACGACGGGGGCGAGGAUGAGGGGGAGGGGAGUCAGACGCAGGGCUCGAUGGGCACACUGGACGGCCUGUCGCGCUGGCAACGGGUCCCGAUGACCGCCUUCCGCCGCCGGAUGAUCGGCGGAUGUGCCGAGGAGGGCCACGGCUCGGAGGAGGAGGAGCGGAUGCUGCUCGACGGGGCCAAACACUCCCCCUCCGCCCUCCAUCUCUCCGGGCUCGCGGCGCCCAAGGUGUACGACCGCCGCGUCCACCGCAGACUCCGCAAGGCCACCAGCUACAACUCCAACGGCAAACAGUCCAAGCUCAACAGCCACCACCCCUCCCCCAGCCCCGCCGACGGCCUUCUCCAUCCCGCAGGGCCCGACCCCCAGCAGCUCCAGCACGGCCCCUCCGCGCUCGUCGACCACCAUCCCGGGGACGGCUUCCAUUCGAGACUCUUCGACCAGCUGCUCGACCUCGACCCGGCCGAGCUCAGCCUCGCCCACGCCGGCCCCACCCACACCGACUGCCCCGCUCACGGAUCUGGCUCGUCUUCUUCGGCCGCCGCCGCCACUACUACUACUACGCUCCUUCCCGCCUCCUUCCCGCCCCCGCCGCCCGCCUCGGCCUCGCUCCUUUCCUUCGACCACCUCGCCAUUCUCCACCCCCCUCCACCCUCCACCUCCACCUCCUCCCCGCCCAUUAAUCCCCGCAUCGACCUCGACCACCCCCCGCUCCUCAGCCUCAUCGACAACAUCUAA